This is a messenger RNA of Botrytis deweyae, 4934 nucleotides long. RefSeq lists its product as uncharacterized. Gene Ontology annotation, biological process: protein dephosphorylation. Gene Ontology annotation, molecular function: protein tyrosine phosphatase activity. The record is from RefSeq and is a predicted model, not a curated record. The coding region runs from base 1611 to 4358 and encodes 915 amino acids. NCBI's taxonomy places the organism in Eukaryota, Fungi, Ascomycota, Leotiomycetes, Helotiales, Sclerotiniaceae. The transcript has 3 exons.
AGAGGGAGAUAGAUACCCAGGGACAUAGAGAUUAUGCGUGUGUAUAUAUGUUGUAUAUACCAAUAUAUAUAUAUAUUAUAUCUACUGAUGAUCAAAUAAUGCUUUAUACUGAGGUUUCCAAUUCAAUCUCUCUUCCCUCUGGCUUUCUGGAUUCUCUAAUCUCCAAUCUCCAAUCUCCAAUUCGUACCCAUCAGCUCCCCCAUUCAACGGAAUCUAAGCCGUCCGACCCUUGAUUUUUCUUGAAUGAUCUGCACUCAAUAACAUCGUCAUCAACACUGUCCGUCACCAUUAGAAAUGUAGAAAAGCAUAAGAAAAAUCAGAUUAACCGGAACGAAACUAAUCCAUCGAGCCAACCAGUUGAUAUCAUCGUUCUGACCCAUGCAGGUCCAAUAUCUGACCCUCCUCUAUUCCGAAUCGGUAGCAUAAACUUGCUGAUCUCCCUCUCGCAACCUUUCUCAUGCUUCCCUUUACUCAAAUAAAUUAACAAUUAACCACAAACUCGAGUCUUCCAAGCACUCCAAAGCAUUCAACGAAAGCACUUACGCAGUCAUAUGAGAGGAGAAGAGAAGGGAAGAAUUAGAUAUCGAAACACAUCUACAGUCCUUGGGUAACCAACUACCUCCCAGAGUCCCUACCUACCUACUUACCUACCUAUUCACGACCAGCGAGAAUCUAUCAUAUUAUACCAUCACAUCAUCCCAUACCAUCUCAUACCGUAUCAUCCACCUCAUCCACCGGUCCACUCGCUCGGCCACUCACGACAACUCACGACAAUUACUACAACUCCAACAACUCCAUCGUACAUAUUACCUACAUACACACCUACAUACACACACACAUACACACAUACAUACAUACAUACAUAAGACAUACACACACACAUUCACACAUACUACAUCUAACUUAAAACUCAACUUUCAAACCCACCCACCACCAUCCAAGUGACAGCACCCCUCUAGUCAGAAAAAAGGAAAAAAAAAGAAAAACCCUGAAUUGAAUACCAUCAGCCUUCUUUCUUUCUUUCUUUCUUUCUUACUUACUUACUUACUUUCUUUCUCUCCUUCCCUCUUAUUUGCCUUUGCCUUAAUUCUCUACCUAUUACGGAUCAUUCGCCCCAAAAAGUCAAUGAUCCCCGUCUCAAGUCCGUCAUCGAAUCCUAUAGCCCUAUCUCUUCCACUUCUUUCGCCCAUUUCGAAAUCUUAACUCACACACGUCCCAAAGGAGAAGGAUAUUGUUUCAGGAAAGGAUAUACGAACAAACAAGCGAUCAAGAUACCAAGCAAGCAUUGAGAGAGUAAUCAAGAAACCUUCUUUCGACUUUAUUAUUAGAUUUGCUGUCAUCCGUUGUCAUCUGCGCAAAGUCAACCACGAUCCACCUUCAAACCGUCGGUCAAUUUACGAGUACCACGAUCACCCUGCCGCACCAAAUUCGAUAAUUACAAACCUCAUUUCAAGAACCGCAUUUCCACUCUACGUCGCAGUAAAUAGAAACGAUGGCAAUUACGUCCGAAUAAUAUACACUUGGUUAUUUGGUAAACAGAGUCAGUCGCCCACGGAGGGAAGGAAUAUUAUUGUAACAAAAAGGAUAAAGCUUUUGCGCCUCAAAUUCAAAUGGUUGUCAAAGCCGCAACGAGACCUUCACCCAGGUCUUCUCAGUCACAUCCACAUCCACAUUCACAUUCGCAUUCGCAUUCGCAAUCACAUAGAACCGCUACAAAUCCAUCUGCCACGAGCCCAACAAUGAGUCCAGCAACAGGGAGAAUACCUGCAUCCGUAGGGCAAACUCUGCCGCCUACUUCCGCCUUACGAUCCCCAGGUAUUCAAGCCGAGCAAGUUCGGAGUGCCAGUCCAAAUUACUUCGGUCUCAUUGUUGAGCCGUCAAGUAAUCCUAGAGAAACCAACGCCCUACCCAAAGCAAAUUGGAGUCCUACCACGUCUUCCAUAUUCUCAUUUGGUGGUGCCACACCAGAACAUAUACCUAUAAACUCAAAUCCUGAAUUUGAGGCUUUCAAAAAGCAAUCUGAAUCUAACAACAGAUUCAAUCUGAGUCAUGGGGGCCUGGCAAAUUUCUCAAUGUCUCCGGGUCCUUCCUUACUACGUCCCAAGAACGACAAAAAACCCUCCAAAGUCGAUGCACACGAUAGACCUCCGUCACCUAGAUCCAUUCCAAGAAAUAGGGAUGCACCAUCUGAUGUUGAUAGUGGAGCGGAUUCAGCAUAUGUAUCUUCGUCUGAACGAGUCCCUACUUCCUCCACAAACCCUCCUUCAUUCUUCGAAUUCCCACGCCAAAUGUCACCUGCCAGUUUUUCAACUUCAAUGUCACCCGUGCAAAGAAACAACCUCUCACAUCUAGACGAAAGACACCCUAGACUUUCCUUACCUCAAAAUAAAGCAGAUUCUCCAUCGCCACGAGUACCACAACCGCGUCAACACCAGCGAGCGGACACACUCCCGUCGAUGUUAGAAGAUGGGCCAGCCAUGAUUACGCCAGCACAGUUGAAGGAAAUGAUGGAUCGUUGUCCCUCGAUAGAAUUAUUGCUACUCGACUGCCGAACUUUUAGCAUCUUCUCACAAUCAAGAAUUGGAAAUGCCCUCAAUUUAUGCAUACCUACAACCUUGUUAAAACGGCCUUCAUUCAAUCUUCAGAAGCUUCAAGAUACUUUUACAAACGAGGAAGAUAAAACCAGAUUUUCAAAAUGGAGGCAAGCUAAAUAUAUCGUUGCUUAUGACAAUAGAUCUUCAGAUAAAAAAGAUGCAGCACUCGCUAUUAAUACCCUGAAAAAGUUCACCAAUGAAGGCUGGAACGGAGCAAGAUAUAUAUUGAAAGGUGGAUUCGAAACCUUUGCUCAAAAUUUCCCAAGGUCAGUUGACCGGGGUUCAACACAAUCCUCGCAGCCAUCCCGAAUCAACCUGACGCUUGGAACGACAUUGCCUGGAGUUGCACCAGUAGCCGGUGGAUGUGCCAUGCCAGCAACAAAGAAUGCAGCAAAUCCAUUUUUUGGCAAUAUUCGACAGAAUCAAGAUCUCAUGGAUGGUGUUGGUCAGAGAGAUAUUGCAGUCCCGGAGGAUCUGGCGAGAGACCCAUCUGCUAUGAGUGUUGUUCCGAGGUGGUUAUCAAAGGCUGCAAAGAAAGAAGAUCAUGGCAAGAUCGUUUCAGACAGAUUUCUUCAUAUUGAGCAAGCAGAGUUGGCAAGGAUGACAAAAGCAUUGACACAAGGCGUUCGAUACGGAAAUGGGCCAGAAGCCUCUAAUAAUUCCAAUGAUGUUCAGAUAGCUGGUGUUGAGAAGGGCAGCAAAAACAGAUACAACAAUAUUUGGCCGUUCGAGCAUGCCAGAGUGAAACUACAAGGUCGUACAGAAGGCACGUGUGAUUAUGUUAACGCAAGUCAUAUUAAAGCAUCAAGGAGUAAUAAACGUUACAUUGCUUCUCAAGGGCCCUUGCCUGCAACCUUUGAAGAUUUCUGGAGUGUUAUUUGGGACCAAGAUGUACGAGUCAUUGUCAUGUUGACUGCGGAAGCAGAGGGGGGACAACUGAAAUGCCACUCAUAUUGGUCUAGUAACGAAUAUGGUCACCUCAAGCUUAAAUUGGUAUCCGAAAAGAAAGUUCACCUUGAUGCCACUAAGCAUCGAAAUUCAACCGACAGGCGAGAUUCUGGACGAAAGCGCGCAAGUACUACUCAAGUCACACCCCCAUCUCCUACAACGGAUGAUGCUCAUGUCAUCGUCCGUAAAUUUACACUUUCCCAUGCCGCCCAUCCUUUUACACCAAUGCGAGAAAUUACACAAGUACAUUAUUCUUCCUGGCCAGAUUUUGCUUCUCCGGCAAAACCCAGUCAUUUACUCGCUCUUAUACACCUCGCCAAUUCUAUGCAACGCGCCUCCGCUUCCGUAACCGAAACCCCCCGGUCGGGUGAACCAGAAGGAGAAAAUACAAGACCAAUGCUUGUACAUUGUAGUGCGGGCUGUGGUCGCACGGGAACCUUUUGCACAAUUGAUUCUGUGAUUGAUAUGUUGAAACGUCAACGCAAAGAACAAAAACAUGGUACUACACCUAUGGAAUUCGACGAUUCUAGUACUGGGGAUUAUAUGGGGCGGGGAAGACCGGGGAAGAAAGCGGAUAUGGAUUGGGUUUUUGAUCAAGAUACCGAUUUGGUGGAGAAAACGGUUGAGGAUUUUAGAGGACAGAGAUUAAGCAUGGUACAAAAUCUACUGCAGUAUGUACUUUGUUACGAAACGGUUUUGGAAUGGGUGGCGCAGCAGGUGAUGGGGAAUGGAAAUGGAAAUGGAAAUGGAAAGGGAGGCGAGGGUUCAAGGGGUAUUAGAGAUAGAAGUGGUAGUUUGAGUGAGUAUCAAUAUUAAGUAAUAAGAAAGUUAUGAGAGACUUGAUUAAUAGAAAGUCGAAUGGUGUAGAAACAUUAUUCUGCUCAUGCUUCUUUUUGAACUAUAUAUUUUUUUGGUUUUUGAUUCGAGAUUCGGGAUUCUGGAUUUGGGGUUCUAGAUUUGGGAUUUGGGAUUUGUCACGAAUCGAUGAUUAUUUGAGAAAAUGUAUGUAUAUGUAUAUGUAUAUAUCUACCUACCUACCUACAUACUUCCUACGUACCUAACUACGUACUACAUACUACCUAGGUAGGUAGGUAGGGAGGGAUCAUACGAAUAUAAUGGAUGGACGACAAUAAAUAAAUAAACAAACAAACAAAUAAACAGAUGAGCAAGCGAGUUAGCUUGAUGAUUUAUUUGAGUAUGGUAUGGUAUGGUAUGGUAUGGUAUGGUAUGGUAUAUGUGUAUAUGUGUAUAUGUGUAUAUGUGUAUUUAUAUUUGUUUUUGUUUUUUAUAUUAAAUGAGAUGAGGAAGACUGGAUGGAUGGAUGGAUGGAUGGAUGGAUAAACGGAUAAAUGGAUUGAUGAUACUCGUACCGUUGAGGAAUUGGAUAGUUCA